AUGUCUAUCGAGAACUUGAAAUCAUUUGAUCCUUUCGCUGACACUGGAGACGACGAAACUGCUGCUGCUAACUACAUCCAUAUCAGAAUCCAACAGAGAAAUGGUAGAAAGACAUUAACUACGGUACAAGGUGUCCCCGCUGAAUAUGAUUUGAAGAGAAUCUUGAAAGUGUUGAAGAAGGAUUUUGCAUGUAACGGUAACAUCGUCAAGGACGUUGAAAUGGGGGAAAUUAUUCAAUUACAAGGGGAUCAAAGAGCUAAGGUUUGUGAAUUUAUGAUUUCUCAACUAGGUUUCCAAAAGAAAAACAUUAAGAUUCAUGGGUUUUAA
This is a messenger RNA of Naumovozyma castellii, 327 nucleotides long. RefSeq names its product translation initiation factor eIF1 (gene SUI1). The coding region runs from base 1 to 327 and encodes 108 amino acids. The record is from RefSeq and is a predicted model, not a curated record. The transcript has a single exon. NCBI's taxonomy places the organism in Eukaryota, Fungi, Ascomycota, Saccharomycetes, Saccharomycetales, Saccharomycetaceae.